This is a messenger RNA of Sphaeramia orbicularis (orbiculate cardinalfish), 4383 nucleotides long. It is a transcript of the gene b3gnt2b, whose product is annotated as UDP-GlcNAc:betaGal beta-1,3-N-acetylglucosaminyltransferase 2b. The transcript has 3 exons. Gene Ontology annotation, cellular component: Golgi membrane. Gene Ontology annotation, biological process: poly-N-acetyllactosamine biosynthetic process; protein O-linked glycosylation. Gene Ontology annotation, molecular function: hexosyltransferase activity; UDP-glycosyltransferase activity. The record is from RefSeq and is a predicted model, not a curated record. Bases 335 to 1528 code for a protein of 397 amino acids. NCBI's taxonomy places the organism in Eukaryota, Metazoa, Chordata, Actinopteri, Kurtiformes, Apogonidae.
CGAGCACUGCGUUUGGUUCACUUUCAGUCUUGAGUUGUCGGUCAAGUAAGUGACAACACGAAAAAAAUACUAGAUUUAGCAACCUAACACAUGGAUUUACUAAACUUCGCGCUGUUUCUGGAGUGAGUCUGGACCGAGGAAGGACGACUUAAAGUGGGACUCACCUCCUCCUCCUCCUCUUCCUCCUAUGCUGAUCUCUGAUCCCUAUUGGCUUCUGUUCCACAAGAGGCAGAGCUAAGUAUGGGGUAAGAGAGCUGAGAGCAGACCGCCAAAACAGCACAAGCUUAGGAGGCCUUCUCACCUGCACAGGUGGUGAGAAGUGCAGUUCACUGUCAUGGCGCUGCUACGGAGGAGGCUUAAGCUUGUGGUGACAGUGAUGAUGGUUAAUCUCUUCAUCUUCAUCCUCAUGUCCCGAAACAGCAGUCCGGACAAAAAUGGACGCAACAAAGUUCGCAUCCCCUCCAAACCAUUCUGGACCAAAAUGGUUCCCAGCUCAGCCUACUGGAACCGUCAGCAGCAGAUUCUGGACCUCCACAACAAUCCAAUCUUGGUCUCUAACUUGAGCAGCACCGAGCUGCCGGACUGGCUUAAUGGCACAAGUCUGACCUCUGACCCCUGCCAGCCUGACAUCAGGGUUACCACUAAAGUGAAAGACUACAACUCCCUUCCACAGCGCUUUAAGGACUUCUUACUGUACAUGCGCUGUCGCUCCUACCCUCUCACUGUGGACCAGCCUGAUAUCUGUCAGGAGCCUCCAUUCCUGCUGCUAGCUGUCAAAUCGCUGGCACCUCAUUUCGACCGCCGCCAGGCCAUCCGGGAGUCCUGGGGACGAGCAGGCACUAUAGCCAACCAUACAGUUGUUACCAUCUUCCUGCUGGGUAAUGCCACAGCAGUGGACCACCACCCAGAUUUGUCAGAAAUGCUACGAUAUGAAAGCACACGACACAAGGACAUCAUCCAGUGGGACUACAGAGACUCAUUUUUCAAUUUGACUGUCAAAGAAGUUUUGUUUCUUGAAUGGAUACAUACUCGCUGCCCUGGGGCUCGUUUCAUCUUCAAAGGUGAUGAUGACGUCUUUGUCAACACCUACCGCAUCCUGAAUUUCCUCAACGGCCUCUCAGAGUCUAAGGCCAGGGACCUGUUUGUCGGUGAUGUCAUCACAAACGCAGGGCCACACAGAGACAAAAAGGUGAAAUAUUUCAUCCCAGAAAGCAUGUAUGUGGGUACGUACCCUCCAUACGCAGGCGGUGGUGGGUACCUUUACUCUGGUCAUGUAGCCGCUCGUCUGCACAAUGUGUCACAACACGUGGCGCUCUACCCCAUAGAUGAUGUCUACACAGGCAUGUGUCUGAGGAAGCUAGGGCUGGCCCCAGAGAAAAACAAAGGCUUCAGGACUUUCAACAUUGAGGAGAAGUACAGGUCAAACCCUUGCGCCUAUAAGAGCUUAAUGUUAGUUCACCCAAGGACUCCGCAGGAGAUGAUCCAGAUCUGGGCCUGGCUCAGCAGCCCUGACCUGAUCUGUCAGUGACAGUCUUUCUCUGUGUGGGUAGCCCCACUUUAGCUGAUUAAAAUUAUAACACUCCUGGAGGAGAAGACAUUUUGGAAUUGUUUCCAGGAGGUGACACAUUUUACUUCAAACAGGGUCAGAACUUUAAAGUUGGCAGCUUUUAGGUAAGAUAUUAUUGUAAUGGUGACUUUGAUCCUCACAGCCUUGAUCUGGUGCUGCUGAUGCAUCUAACCCUUCAGACUAAGGUUUCAAAAUGGCCAACAUAGUAUUUUCACUUGAUGUCAGACUUCAUUGUCGAGUUAACCCUGCUUUGCUGUAGAAAGAGCUUUACCAAGAUUGACUGAUAGGUCUUUUCGUGCACAUAUUUGUACAACUAUUUAUAUGGCCUUUGUAAUGCUUUAACACUGUGCCAGCUCCAUGAUGGGGCUCCUCAAUGCUGUGUUAUAUAAAUAACAAGACUAAGAUGUGUUCUCCUAAUUAUGUUGAAAAGAAAUGGUCUAGACAUCAGCAGGGCUUUAAGACUAGUAUUUUUUUUAGCACUUAGAGUGUCUGAAAAUUUUCAACUUUACAUAAAAGAAUUAACCUCAUUCCAAAGUACAACAACCUAGUGGUGCUUUGAUGAAGUGGUUUAUUGCAAAAAGUCUAGAGAGAACUUAUAGGUGAACACAUCGUCAUUGAUCGAUUCAUUCAUUCAUUGUUGCUGGAGGUUAAAUUUGUGCUGCUAUUCCUGCACACACUCCUCAGAGUAUUUACUUGUGUUUGCUGCAUCUGAAACAAAGCAACUUGUACUUAUUUAACUUUUUUCUAGUGUGCUUUAUCAGAGUUCAUUUACAAAACAUUUAUUCACUGAAGCAAGGUGUAUUUAGUUCUUCCAAAAUUGUUAAAAUCUUUUCAGAUUUACCAUGAAAAUGUGUGUGUGUUUGGUGGAAUAAACACACACUCUUCAGUAAACAGAAAGAAAAGGAGCUGUGCUCAGACAGCUCAGCAGGUCUGGGCUUGGUUUGACAUAGAUAGAGAAAUCCAAAUGCUGUCUGAUUCUGCUUCGUGUCCUCUGUGAUAAUACCCCAUAGAAACUGCUCAUAUGAAACCUUCGUGCAUUGUUCAGAGACACAUUUGUUUUGCUUCUGUCUGAAAAUGCUUCUGCCUCAGGAGUAUCUACUAAUACUUUACUGAAAUGUAUUGAUUCACCAUGAUGUGAAUGAAUGAUGCUUUAAAAUGUAGGCUGUCAUGUCAAAGUGUUGGAUUUAGGCAGUGGACGUCUUCAUUACAAAAUGUAACAUAUUCCUUACCAAAAGUGCAGAUAAAUACUUGCUUAAAAAGAAUUGCUUUAUUCAUUGAAAAUUAUCACUUUACUUUACUGAUUUGUUACUUUAAUGUUAUGUUAAUGUCACACUUGUCUCAUUUUGUAAGGAACAUCUUCAUUUUAUUUAAUGCUCAGCUCACUGCUGUAUGGCUAAAGCACAGCAAUGUUAUAGAGGAAGUGCAGCACGUAUUUACCUUUCAUCCAGGAUAGAUAAAGUUUAUUAGCUGUGAGUAGCACACAGGAAUAUACUUGACACAUAUCAAAUAUCAUUUUUCCCUUUUGUCUUCUAUAUAUAUUUUCUGUUCAGAGUUAAAAUGACAACUACAUUGAGGAGUUGCCUCUUUUUGCAUGUUUAGAACCCCGGUAGGGAAGGUCACAGGUGAAAGUGUGUGUUUAACACUGAAUGUAUGUCUUUACCCAGGUUUUGGGUCCAUCCAGUUCACUGAUGUAAUUGAGGUGGGUUUCCCUCAGUAUUCAUACUUCAGAAUGUCAUUGGACCCACUCUGUAUGAAGUGGAGUGAAUGUUCCGUUCAGUCAUGUACCUGGUUGUUAGGACCUCUGUUAGCGCCGCCCCCUGCUGGUCAGGGCAACAAACUGCAGGUUAACUUUCAAAACACAGACGCUGGUAUCUCAGUGACCUAAAACUGCGGUCCAGUUCUUUGUAAAGACCUAGUUUAUUUAUUCAUCUGUUAAUUGUCAUGUUAUUUGAUUCUUGUUGCUCCAGUUACGGCAACUUCUGUCUCUGUUUCACUUUUUGUGUCGGAAACAAACUUCCAACUGACAUAUUUGCUAUUUGCUGUUAAAUGUAAGUUUUAUUCUCAUCAAAUAUCUGACAUUUUUCACCCAACCAAAAUAUAUAGUCGACAAUCACAUGCAUUCAAGGAUGAAUGUUGUGUAUUUUUGUCAGAAAUACCACCAUAUUGGACGCUAUACUUUAGUGUGGUAAAACCAUCUGUUUGCCAGUCGGGAUAAAAACCGAGGAUAAAAAAAAAAGAAGCCGAGCACUAAGUGGAGUUUGUUCUGAAAUAUUUAAGUCGUGGCCUCAGCUUCUCUAUUGCUGUUGUUGUGGGUCAUGUAUCCUCAACCUGUUCACUACUCACAUACCAAAAACCAGGUCACGUUCUUUUCCUUGUUAUUGCACACAGUUUGUGGCUACUUAAAGUGUUUACAUGGUCACCUUUAGUUUUUAACCAGCAGCUGUUGAGCUGUGUCCUAAGACCAGACUGAUCUGAAACGUUGUCCCAUUAAAUACUUUUGCUUCUGUUUUGUCUCAUAUGCUGGAAUUUAAUAUUUCUGUGACUGUGCUUUCUGUAUUAAUUAGGCUUCAAAGGUCUUUUGAUGUUGAUUGCACCACGUAGCUGCAUGUUUGGACAGUGUUAGCCAUGCCAUUUCUCCUGUACAGUCUGCUGUCUUUCUGGCACAAAAUAAAACAUCAGAUAGAGAAACCUAAAACUACCAUGUAUUAGAAUCUCAACAUAACAGGGCAGCACAUCCAGAAAAAUGAAACAACCAUCAUCAGAUUAUCCUACAAAAAUUUAAGAGUUGGCCUAUGAUUCAUGAAGGGGCAUUUAGG